Peromyscus eremicus (cactus mouse) is the source of this 2950-nucleotide messenger RNA. It is a transcript of the gene Unc45b, whose product is annotated as unc-45 myosin chaperone B. Bases 1 to 2664 code for a protein of 887 amino acids. NCBI's taxonomy places the organism in Eukaryota, Metazoa, Chordata, Mammalia, Rodentia, Cricetidae. The transcript has 18 exons. Gene Ontology annotation, molecular function: Hsp90 protein binding. The record is from RefSeq and is a predicted model, not a curated record.
AUGGCAGAGGCAGAAGCCGCACAACUGAAGGAGGAUGGAAAUCAGCAUUUUCAGCGUCAGGACUACAAGGCGGCCACCAAGAGCUACAGCCAGGCCCUGAAGCUGACCAAGGACAAGGCCCUGAUGGCCACACUCUACCGGAACCGGGCAGCCUGCGGCUUGAAAAUGGAGAGCUAUGCCCAGGCGGCUUCAGAUGCUUCCAGAGCCCUUGACAUCAACUCUGCCGACAUCAAGGCCUUGUAUCGGCGAUGCCAGGCACUCGAGCAUCUGGGCAAAUUGGACCAGGCGUUCAAGGAUGUGCAGCGCUGUGCUACCCUAGAGCCGAGGAACCAGAACUUCCAGGAGACACUGCGGAGGCUCAACACCAGCAUCCAGGAGCAGCUCCGUGUUCAGUUUUCCACAGACUCCAGGGUGCAGACUAUGUUUGAAAUCCUUCUGAACGAAAACAGCGAGGCUGAUAAGCGGGAGAAGGCUGCCAACAACCUCAUUGUCCUGGGUCGUGAAGAAGCAGGGGCCGAGAGGAUCUUCCAGAGCAAUGGGGUGGGCCUGCUGCUGCAGCUGAUGGACACGAAGAGGCCUGAGCUGGUGCUAGCUGCAGUGCGGACCUUGUCUGGCAUGUGCAGUGGGCACCGAGCUAGGGUGAGGGCCUGGGGAUUGGGACAGGUGGUGAGGAUGGCCGUGGACACCAAGAAGGACCUGAAGCAGAUCACCAGCCACCUGCUGGACAUGCUGGUCAGUAAGAAGGUAGCCGGGCAAGGCAGAGACCAGGCACUGAAUCUGCUCAAUAAGAACGUCCCCAGGAAGGACCUGUCCAUUCAUGACAACUCACGCACCAUCUAUGUCGUAGAUAACGGCUUGAGGAAGAUCCUGAAGGUGGUGGGGCAGGUUCCAGAUCUGCCCUCCUGCCUGCCUCUGACUGACAACACCCGUAUGCUGGCCUCCAUCCUCAUCAACAAGCUCUACGAUGACCUGCGCUGUGACCCAGAGCGCGACCACUUCCGCAAGAUCUGUGAGGAGUACAUCACGAGCAAGUUUGAUCCCCAGGACAUGGACAAGAAUGUGAAUGCCAUCCAGACAGUGUCAGGGAUCUUGCAGGGGCCCUUUGACCUGGGCAAUCAGCUGCUGGGCAUGAAGGGUGUGAUGGAGAUGAUGGUGGCGCUGUGUGGCUCGGAGCGUGAGGCAGACCAGCUGGUGGCCGUGGAGGCUCUCAUCCACGCCUCCACUAAGCUCAGCCGGGCCACCUUCAUCAUCACCAAUGGCGUGUCGCUUCUCAAGCAGAUCUACAAGACCACGAAGAACGAGAAGAUCAAGAUCCGCACGCUGGUGGGCCUCUGUAAACUUGGCUCAGCUGGGGGCUCAGACUAUGGCCUCAGACAGUUUGCUGAAGGGUCAACGGAGAAGCUGGCCAAGCAGUGUCGAAAGUGGCUGUGCAACACCGCCAUCGACACCCGGACGCGGCGCUGGGCGGUGGAAGGCCUGGCCUACCUCACGCUGGAUGCUGAUGUGAAGGACGACUUUGUCCAGGACAUCCCUGCUCUGCAGGCCAUGUUUGAGCUGGCCAAGACUAGUGACAAGACCAUCCUGUACUCAGUGGCCAACACCCUGGUAAACUGUACCAACAGCUAUGAUGUCAAGGAGGUCGUCCCUGAGCUGGUGCAGCUGGCCAAAUUCUCCAAGCAACACGUACCAGAGGAGCACCCCAAGGACAAGAAGGACUUCGUAGACAUGCGGGUGAAACGGCUCCUGAAGGCAGGUGUCAUCUCUGCCCUGGCCUGCAUGGUGAAGGCGGACAGCGCGAUCCUCACAGACCAGACCAAGGAGCUGCUGGCCAGGGUGUUCCUGGCACUUUGUGACAACCCAAAGGACCGGGGCACCAUUGUAGCUCAAGGUGGUGGCAAGGCCCUGAUCCCCCUGGCUUUGGAGGGCACAGAUGUUGGCAAGGUGAAGGCAGCCCAUGGGCUAGCCAAGAUUGCUGCUGUUUCCAAUCCGGACAUCGCCUUCCCCGGGGAGCGGGUGUAUGAGGUGGUGCGGCCCCUCGUGAGUCUCCUGGACACACAGAGGGAUGGGCUUCAGAACUAUGAGGCUCUCCUAGGACUCACCAACCUGUCUGGGCGCAGUGACAAACUUAGGCAGAAGAUCUUCAAGGAGAAGGCCCUGCCAGACAUUGAGAACUACAUGUUUGAAAACCAUGACCAGCUACGGCAGGCGGCCACUGAAUGCAUGUGUAACAUGGUACUCAACAAGGAGGUUCAGGAGAGGUUCCUGGCUGAUGGGAAUGACCGUCUAAAGCUGGUGGUGCUGCUCUGCGGAGAGGAUGAUGAUAAGCUGCAGAACGCAGCAGCUGGGGCCUUGGCCAUGCUGACCGCAGCACACAAGAAACUAUGCCUCAAGAUGACGCAGGUGACAACGCAGUGGCUGGAGAUCCUGCAGCGGCUUUGCCUGCAUGACCAGUUAUCAGUGCAACACCGGGGCCUGGUCAUUGCCUACAACCUGCUGUCAGCAGAUGCUGAGCUGGCCAGGAAGCUGGUUGAGAGCGAACUGCUGGAGAUCCUGACCGUGGUGGGAAAACAGGAGCCGGAUGAGAAGAGAGGAACUGUGGUUCAGACAGCCCGGGAAUGUCUCAUCAAGUGCAUGGAUUACGGCUUCAUCAAGCCCGUGUCAUAGAGAGUGGUGCACAGGGGUGCUGGGGUUGGUCCUGAACUGUCAAGAGUCUUGAGCUGGGCCCUCUUAAAGUGUCAGUUCAGCUAAGGAUCACAGCAUUGGCAAUGAAGUCUCAUUACAAAGGAAAGACUUGGUUGUCUCUUGAUUGUGAAUCUUCCCCUUGGUCCUGGAAAGGUUUGAGCAUUCCUCUGCCUCCCUAAAUUGGUCAGGUCCCAGAAACUUCUAGGAUAACUUCUGUCUGUGAUCAGGAAACAGGAAACAAUUCUGUCUCUAUUCUGAAGACCAGAAU